Dictyostelium purpureum is the source of this 576-nucleotide messenger RNA. RefSeq lists its product as uncharacterized. Bases 1 to 576 code for a protein of 191 amino acids. Lineage: Eukaryota; Evosea; Eumycetozoa; Dictyosteliales; Dictyosteliaceae. The transcript is spliced from 3 exons. Gene Ontology annotation, biological process: DNA replication; DNA strand elongation involved in mitotic DNA replication. Gene Ontology annotation, cellular component: GINS complex. The record is from RefSeq and is a predicted model, not a curated record.
AUGUUUACAAAAUCAGCAAUUGAAUUGGUAAAGGAAAUUAGACAAACCGAUUCAAUACCUCAUUAUAAUGACACAAAUAUAAAGUUGGCAAUAAAUGAAAUUAAUGUGCUUUAUGAAGAAUUACUCCAAGUUUUAAUGGCAAAUGGAAAUGAAAAAUCACAACCAUAUUAUUUAUCAAACUCAAUGACAUAUUUUUCAGUAAUAUAUAGAGAUAAAAGAUGUGUUUUGGCAUAUUUAAAUGAAAGAUUAAAAAGAAUUAAAGAAUACAGAUGGAGCUCUGGUAAUGGUUUAUUACCUGAUCAAUUAAAGGAAAAACUAUCACAAGAUGAAAUUCAAUUCUUUUCAGAUUAUGAUAAAAAUUUAACAGAUUAUAAUAUUAAAGUUGGAUUAGAUUUAACAGUGGACCCACAACCACCAAAAGAUUUAUAUGUAGAGGUUAGAGUUAUUAAAGAGUUGGGCCAAGUAGUUUUAAAUUCUGGUGCAACUGUUACAUUAAAUUUAAAUACAACCCAUUUUUUAAAAAGAUCAGAUGUUUCAAAUCUUAUCUCUCAAGGCUCUUUAGAGCAUAUUGUAUAA